Molecule: messenger RNA, 2074 nt
Organism: Physeter macrocephalus (sperm whale)
Lineage: Eukaryota; Metazoa; Chordata; Mammalia; Artiodactyla; Physeteridae
Gene: ZBTB8A
Product: zinc finger and BTB domain containing 8A
Exons: 5
Coding region: 404-1726 (440 amino acids)
Biological process (GO): regulation of transcription by RNA polymerase II
Molecular function (GO): DNA-binding transcription factor activity, RNA polymerase II-specific; protein binding; RNA polymerase II cis-regulatory region sequence-specific DNA binding
Source: RefSeq, a predicted model, not a curated record
AACUGCUAGGGGAUCCGGGCACCCCAGUGCCUCUGGAGGGUGCAGCGGGGUGUAGGCAAGGGCAGGGGAGUGGGCGAAGCUGCUGGUUGGUGCCUGAAAUCUGUGCGUUGCCCCUUUAAUUGUGUCCCCAGCCCUCGGGCGUUUCUGUCCAACGCCCACGUCAGCAAAUACCUUUUGUUUCUCUCACGUUGGGGCUACUUGUUUUAGGGCGCAAAGGAACAGCUUCGAAAGGGGUAUUUCCCCUGCCGAGAACCCGGAAUCUUACCCCGGCCCGCGCACGCGACCCGCCGGUGCGCCUCGGCCCGCGGACAAUCCUUCACACACAGACUUGGAAUCUUCCCUUUUUUUACUCCAUUCAAUCAACUUAGCAGGGUUUCAAGAGCAGCAUUUAUAAAUUUCCAGAAUGGAGAUCUCCUCUCAUCAGUCUCACCUCCUGCAACAACUGAAUGAGCAGCGCAGGCAGGAUGUAUUUUGUGACUGCAGUAUUCUGGUUGAAGGAAAGGUCUUUAAAGCCCAUCGAAAUGUAUUAUUUGCUAGUAGCGGCUACUUUAAAAUGCUUCUUUCCCAGAACUCCAAGGAGACAAGUCAGCCAACCACAGCGACAUUUCAGGCUUUCUCCCCUGACACUUUUACAGUUAUCCUGGACUUUGUCUAUUCCGGCAAGCUCUCUCUCACAGGUCAGAAUGUCAUAGAAGUGAUGUCCGCUGCUAGCUUCCUUCAGAUGACUGAUGUCAUUAGUGUAUGUAAGACCUUUAUUAAAUCUUCAUUAGACAUUAGUGAAAAAGAAAAGGAUCGCUAUUUCAGCCUUUCGGAUAAAAAUGCCAGUUCUGAUGGUAUAGAACGCUCCUCUUUUUAUAGUGGCAGCUGGCAAGAUGAAAGCAGUUCUCCACAUUCUCACCUAAGCCCAGAUCAAGGAACAGGUAUAAGUGGGAAAUCUUGGAGUAAGUAUAAUUACCAUCCAGCCUCCCAAAGGAAUACUCAACAGCCUCUGGCCAAGCAUGAACAAAGGAAAGAUUCCAUUAAAAAAUCCAAACAUUUGAGGUUGUCACAGCCUUCUGAAAUGGCUCAUUAUAAGUCAAGCAAACGAGAAGCACGAACAUCUGAUUCUUCCAGCCACAUUUCGCAAUCUGAAGAACAGGCACAAAUGGAUGCGGAAAUGGACUCUACUCCUGUUGGCUAUCAGUAUGGUCAAGGAUCUGAUGUCACAUCAAGAAGUUUUCCAGAUGACCUGCCCAGGAUGAGGUUCAAGUGCCCAUACUGCACACAUGUGGUAAAGCGGAAGGCAGACCUCAAGCGCCACCUUCGUUGUCACACAGGAGAAAGGCCCUAUCCCUGUCAAGCUUGUGGGAAAAGAUUUAGCCGGCUAGACCAUCUAAGUAGCCAUUUUCGAACAAUUCACCAGGCAUGCAAACUCAUCUGCAGAAAAUGCAAACGCCAUGUGACUGAUCUAACAGGUCAAGUGGUACAGGAAGGAACCAGGCGCUACAGACUCUGUAAUGAGUGCCUUGCUGAAGUUGGCAUAGACAGCCUCCCCAUUGAUUUGGAAGCUGAACAGCAUCUUAUGUCCCCAUCAGAUGGAGAUAAGGAUUCCAGAUGGCACUUGGGUGAAGAUGAGAAUAGAUCAUACGUGGAGAUUGUAGAGGAUGGGUCUGCUGAUCUGGUCAUACAACAGGUUGAUGAUAGUGAAGAAGAAGAAGAAAAGGAAAUAAAGCCCAACAUCAGGUAGCUGGGAUGUGAACCAACAGAUCUGGCAUGUCUGCAACUUACAUUGACUUCCCAUAACUCUCUCUUUCCAUGGUCAGAGUCUGGUUAACAAAUUAUCAGACUGACUUGAAAGUAAUGACCUGAUAUCACUUGCAUGCUUUCUGAACAGGCCAUUGUAUCCAUUCUGAACUUUGUUGCCCUAAAAUCUGUUGCUGCACUGGAAAGAAAGACCUAGCUUGAGUUGGCAUGAUGGAUGAACAAUUAAUCCUCUUACUUUUAUUACAGAGAUACCUUUUUUUUUAAUAUUGGAAGAUCUACUUAGUGAACUUUUUUCAAAGAAAAUAUUUUAAAUAAAUUCACCACAACCAAA